AUGAUGCAAAGAAUCAGCCAAACUUGGAAAACAGCGAUGCUAUUGGAAUGCCGGUGGACGAAUUCACCGACGAGGUUGACCAGCGAAGGGUCAAUAGAUAAGAGAAGACCCCGGGUGAAACCACGAAGCCCAUGUUUGACGCAUUUGAGAAUAAGAGACAAGAGUGCUGUGAGAGCUUCAACGUCCAGAUGGACACAUUUUUGGUGUACUUAA
Colletotrichum orchidophilum is the source of this 213-nucleotide messenger RNA. RefSeq lists its product as uncharacterized. The coding region runs from base 1 to 213 and encodes 70 amino acids. The transcript has a single exon. The record is from RefSeq and is a predicted model, not a curated record. NCBI's taxonomy places the organism in Eukaryota, Fungi, Ascomycota, Sordariomycetes, Glomerellales, Glomerellaceae.